This is a messenger RNA of Cyphellophora europaea CBS 101466, 1056 nucleotides long. RefSeq lists its product as uncharacterized. Gene Ontology annotation, cellular component: cytoskeleton. The transcript has 2 exons. Lineage: Eukaryota; Fungi; Ascomycota; Eurotiomycetes; Chaetothyriales; Cyphellophoraceae. Gene Ontology annotation, molecular function: actin filament binding. The record is from RefSeq and is a predicted model, not a curated record. Bases 1 to 1056 code for a protein of 351 amino acids.
AUGCCUCUCGGCUCCCUCCGCCGUCUCUCACACCCCAAAUUAAUGGCACCCAGUACGUUCAUGCGCCGCCCCUUCAGUACCACAUACACGCUCUCCUCCCGCAACUAUGCCACCGUCACCAGCGCUCCAUCCCCCACCGUCACACAAACCGUCGACCUACCCUCCCUCCCAUUCGGCUACGGCAGCUACACGCCCUCGUCCAAUAAAGCGCAAGAAACCCCCAUCCAAAGCAUCCGCAUCCCACGCUUCGCCUCGCUAGCCGCCGAGCGCGCCUUCCGCAAGCUGCACCACGCCGCCGCCCUGCGCUGGUUGGGCCUCAACGGCUACAAUAACGAGGGCGCGGGUGGGCACGUCACGGUGCGCGACCCCCUGCUGCCGGACCAUUUCUGGAUCAACCCGCACGGCAAGUCGUUCAGCCACAUGACGCCGGCGGAUUUGGUGCUUGUGAAUGAGGAUGGGCAGGUCGUCGAUGGCCAGGGCGGCAACAUGCACGCCGUCAACCCGGCGGGCUACGUCAUCCACAACGCCAUUCACCGUGCUCGGCCCGAUGUUGUUGCUGUCGUGCACUGCCAUAGCGUGCCCAGCAAGGCCUUUAGCAGCUUGGGAUGUAUGUUGGAGCCCAUCAAUCAGGAUGCGUGUCGGUUCUACAAAGACCACGGCCUCGCGCCCUUUGGCGGCAUCGCGCUCGAGAAGCACGUGGAGGGCGAGCACAUCGCCGCCGCCCUGGGCUCUACCAAAGCCUGCAUCCUCCAGAACCACGGGCACCUCACGGCGGCCAAGACGGUCGACGGCGCGACCUUCCUCUUCGGCGCCUUCGACCGCUGCAUCCAGGCGCAAUUGAUGGCCGACGCUGCCGCGGCGGGGCGUGCCGCUAGAGGCGAGAGCACGGGCGUGGACACCAUCAAGGCGAGCGAGGAGGUGGCGAACUAUACGCGCGAUAUCUAUAAUGACGAGAUGGCGUAUAUCAUGUUCCAGAGCGCGUUUGAGGAUGUGGUCAAGGCGAGUCGGGGCGAGUUGGCGUUGAGGGUCGAGGGGGAGUUGCCGAGGGAGGGGUGA